This is a messenger RNA of Eruca vesicaria subsp. sativa (arugula), 1113 nucleotides long. Lineage: Eukaryota; Viridiplantae; Streptophyta; Magnoliopsida; Brassicales; Brassicaceae. The record is from the annotation of a GenBank genome assembly.
AUGGCAAUUUUGCUUUCUUUGUUUCUUAUCUUCUCCAUGGUUACUUAUUCAAACGCUGCGGUUUGUGUGUGUAAGGACGCAGACGACCAAGCGCUGCAGAAGGUAAUAGACUACGCGUGUGGAUCAGGUGCUGACUGUUCGCAGAUUGAGCAAAAUGGUGCUUGCUUCCAACCCAACUCCGUCAAAAACCAUUGUGACGUCGCCGUUAACAGCUUUUAUCAGAAGAAAGCUUCUACUGGUGCAACGUGUGACUUUAACGGCGCCGCCGUCGUCUCCACUUCCCCUCCUUCAAGUAUUCUCUCCGAAACCCAUAACUCCACUAGUACUCCGGCCACCGGAACUCCAUCCACCGGAAAUUCAACCACCGGAGCUCCAUCAACCGGAAACACAACCACAGGGAUGCCAACCAAUCCCACCACUGCAAUUCCCACUUCAUCUGUAUUCCCUCCAUCUAUUAUGGGACCAUCAGGGAGCACCGGUUUCGAUCCAAGCGGUGGAGAUGAGCUCUCUAUCCGAACCGCGACCGUCAUCUUACUAACCACUAUCGCGGCUGUGGCCUUGCGAGAUUGUCUUGUAGCAAAACACCAGGCCAGAGAGGAACAAAGACAAGCUCAGUCAUCAAAGGAUUCUGCUGCUGUCAAUGACAGAAGAGAGAUCUCAACCAGAGUGACUGAACGAUCUGAACCUUACCGAUUUGCAGCGUCCAAGAAUGAGGAAGUGGAACGACGGGAAACUCAUAAACCAGAAACAAAGGAAGUAAGACAAGGCUAUAGACGAUCUGAAGAACGCUAUAGGCCACACUCGGUCCAUGACAACUACUCGAGAAGAGCGUACAAGGAACCACCCAGGGACAGAUAUGCUAGACACAAUCGAUCUCAAAAUGCACGACAUGAGGAAUCUCAUCGCAACAGACUGACAAAGGCUGAUGCUCGCCAUCGGCUCAGUUCUCAGAAUCGAAAUGAACUUCUAAAUGUCUCAAGAAACAGAAGGGACACUCAUCGAGAUGAAACCAGUGCCACAAAUGUCGAUAAAACACAGUCAACAAGAGGGACUCCUCUGCAACUCCCGAGCCCCCCUAAUCAUCGCAGACCCUUUGAUGUUGCACUGGGGAAG